This is a messenger RNA of Musa acuminata subsp. malaccensis (wild Malaysian banana), 1778 nucleotides long. NCBI's taxonomy places the organism in Eukaryota, Viridiplantae, Streptophyta, Magnoliopsida, Zingiberales, Musaceae. The record is from RefSeq and is a predicted model, not a curated record.
AGGGACACCGCCCUUGUAAGAACACCGAUCUGGAUGGUCCCAUGUCUCGAAUUGGUAGUACGUCCAUUAUGUUUCUGCUCUUCAUCAUCAACCACUAGAAUAUGUCCUCUUUUCCUUUCAUCGACAGAAUUGUUAUCUUGCUUUUAUCCGAUUCGGUCGUCGAGAUAUUAUUAUUACCCGAGCAAGCAAAGCAUCUGUUAGGUCGGAUCAAGAUUUCUCUUUGGAAAUCGGGAAGGCGGUCGGUGAUGGGCAAAGAAAAGGUGAAAGAUGAUGAUCCACAGCUAUAAACACACGCACACCAUGCUUGCGAUCGCUCCAUAACCUUUCUUCUUAGGACCAGCGCCAACUGAGCAUCUUUGUCUUUCCCCAUCGUGUUCUUCUAGAUGUUCAUCGUCUCCGGAAGGGUUGGGUUGGUCUCGAACUAAUUAAAGGCAGCAAGAUCUGUUCGACAAGACCAUCUUCGAGGCAGGGCGCGCAUCUGAAUGAAUUAGUCUUGAACCGAUCACAUCGCAACUCCUACAGCUAGCUGGUCGUCGAGCUGGAGCACUUCAGAACAAGGAGCGAUGGUGAGGGCCAUAAGAUCAUGAUAAAUAGAUCGAGAGAAAAGGAGAAGGCGACCAGACAAGAAGGUGCCACGAGCGAUGGCAAAUUCCCGGUGAGCUCCAGACCAUGGCUGGGACUAAGGAACCCACGAAUCGUUCGCGUUUCUCGCGCGUUCGGAGGGAAAGACCGGCACAGCAAAGUCAGCACCAUCAGAGGAUUGAGGGAUAGGCGCGUGAGGCUCUCCGUCCCAACUGCCAUUCAACUCUAUGAUCUGCAAGAUAAGCUGGGAGUCGAUCAACCAAGCAAGGCCGUCGACUGGUUGCUUGCUGCUGCUCAACACGAGAUCGACAAGCUGCCUCCGCUUCCGUUUCCACCGGCAAGUUUCACACAACUCGGCCAAUCGUUUCCGAUCUCGACCGCUUUCUCCUAUCAUCAUCCAAUCACAUCCCAAGGCCUUGCGCUUACUCUUCACGACAAAGAUGUCAAGUGUGCAGAUGAAACCGGAGAUUGCCCCUUGGCAUUGUUUUCGUCGGCGGCUGAAAACGACGGAGUUCUUGGGAAUAAAGCAGCUGAGCUCGCCAAGUUUCCAGGUUUCAGUUUGAGUUCAAGCGUAAGAACAGAUGUUACGACGAGACAGGUUAUCGGAGAAGGCAAAAACGACGACAACGUCCGAAGUUAUUGUGCACAGGUUUCCGAAGCCUGUGAUAAUUCGUUGACAGGCUCGGGAAGUAAUUUGAUCCCACAUGCUUCCCACUACUAUCACUCGAAUCCGGCAAAUUCGAAUGCAUAUGAGCACCAGUUUGGAGGCAACUCAUCUUCGCCGCCAUCGGUUCCUGGAUCCCAACUGGUCUUUUAUGCCUCAGGAGGCACACCGCCGAUGUUUCCAACGUAUAUGACCCCUCCGAACGGCUCGAGUUCGAGGCAGUCGAUCCACAUUCCAUCUGCAGCUUCACAAGAUCUCCGAUCAAGUUGUGAAACAUUUCUUCGGUCCGGCAGCCAUGUAUCGGUGAGACCUUCUCAGCAAAGAUCAUCAUCCGGUGUUCACCGUCCUUUCGAUCGUCAUGAGAACUAGCUAAACGAAAAAGUCUUACGAGAAGAAAGAGAGAUGGAUGGAUCGAUCAGGCUUCUCGUGUAAAGCAUGCCGUUCCAAAAAACAGAAGAGCGAUACAUAUAAGAAUGCUUCAAAUGCGAACAUUUUCUACCGAGUGUUUGUGAUGAAUUCAACUCUUUGUCCA